Messenger RNA from Aspergillus uvarum CBS 121591, 2364 nucleotides. RefSeq names its product chaperone ATPase HSP78 (gene hsp78). Bases 208 to 2301 code for a protein of 697 amino acids. The record is from RefSeq and is a predicted model, not a curated record. Gene Ontology annotation, biological process: cellular response to heat. The transcript is spliced from 2 exons. Gene Ontology annotation, molecular function: ATP binding; ATP hydrolysis activity. NCBI's taxonomy places the organism in Eukaryota, Fungi, Ascomycota, Eurotiomycetes, Eurotiales, Aspergillaceae. Gene Ontology annotation, cellular component: cytoplasm; mitochondrial matrix.
UUCCGCCACUCACCGUCGCUCACUUCCUCACCCAGUGGAGCCUUCGAGAACAGUCGCGACGUUGGGGGGCAACCGGCUAUAUAGUCGUGGUGAUGCUCCCUUUGCGACUGAUCGCGAAUUCCAAGAUAUAACCCAUAUCCUACAGUCGAAACACACAGACUGAAGCUCGUCUUGAGCUUAAAUCCUCUACACGGUCUGACUUCGACCAUGUCGGCAAGACUGCAGCUAUCCCGAGUCCUCUCCAGGCGGACAAAAAACAACCCUGUCCUCAUCGGAGCCGCAGGUACUGGUAAAACCGCAGUCUUGGAAGGUUUGGCCCAGCGCAUUGUUCAAGGAGAUGUCCCCGAAAGUAUCAAGGACAAGCGUGUUAUCUCCCUGGACCUGGGUUCCCUCAUCGCAGGGGCCAAAUUCAGAGGUGAUUUUGAAGAACGUUUGAAAUCCGUCCUGAAGGAGGUCGAAGACGCGCAAGGCGGCGUGAUUCUCUUCAUCGAUGAAUUGCACACUCUGCUGGGACUUGGUAAGGCCGAAGGCAGUAUCGAUGCCAGCAACCUUCUGAAGCCAGCACUGUCGAGAGGAGAGCUCCAAUGCUGCGGAGCCACCACCCUGACCGAGUACCGCUUGAUCGAGAAAGAUGUGGCCCUUGCCAGACGUUUCCAGCCGAUCCAGGUCGGCGAGCCGUCAGUCGCUGCAACAAUCUCUAUUCUGCGCGGUAUCAAGAACAAGUAUGAAGUCCACCAUGGUGUACGGAUCACUGACGGCGCAUUGGUGGCCGCCGCAACGUACAGCAACCGCUACAUUACCGAUCGUUUCCUGCCAGACAAGGCCAUCGACUUGGUGGAUGAAGCAGCUUCGGCCUUGCGACUGCAGCAGGAAUCGAAGCCAGAUGUAAUUAGAGAAUUAGAUCGCGACAUCACUACGAUUCAGAUUGAAUUAGAAUCUCUCCGCAAAGAAACCGACGUCAGCAGCCGUGAAAGACGCGAGAAGCUACAGGAAGAUCUGAAAGCAAAGCAGGAGGAAGCGGAAAGGCUGACUAAGAUCUGGGAGAAGGAAAAAGCUGAAAUCGAAGAGCUCAAACGUGUCAAGGAAGAGCUAGAGCGAGCACGGUUUGAGUUGGAACAAGCCCAGAGAGAGGGAAAUUUCGCCAAGGCUGGUGAAUUGAGAUACGCCACUAUCCCCAGUCUUGAAGCCAAACUACCCAAAGAAGGCGAUGAAGCAACAGCCGGCACUUCCUCUAGCCUCAUCCACGACUCAGUCACUGCUGACGACAUUGGAAAUGUCGUCUCGCGGACAACUGGUAUCCCCGUCAACAAGCUCAUGGCUGGUGAAGUUGAGAAACUCAUCCGCAUGGAGGAGACGCUACGACAGUCAGUGCGUGGCCAGGACGAGGCGCUUUCUGCAGUCGCUAAUGCAGUUCGUAUGCAACGAGCCGGCCUUAGCGGGGAGAAUCGACCUCUAGCCUCGUUCAUGUUCCUUGGGCCCACCGGUGUUGGAAAGACCGAGCUUUGCAAGAAGAUGGCCGAAUUCCUGUUCUCAACCGAAACCGCCGUUGUACGGUUUGACAUGAGCGAGUUCCAAGAAAAGCAUACUAUCAGUCGCUUGAUCGGCUCUCCUGCUGGUUAUGUGGGCUACGACGAUGCCGGCCAGCUGACGGAAGCUGUUCGACGCAAGCCGUACGCAGUGCUGCUCUUUGAUGAGUUCGAAAAGGCCCACCGUGACAUUUCCGCUCUUUUGUUGCAGGUCCUCGAUGAGGGCUUCUUGACAGAUGCUCAAGGCCACAAGGUUGACUUCAGAAACACUCUUAUUGUUCUUACUUCGAAUCUUGGGGCCGAAAUUCUGGUGGGAGCCGAUCCUUCGUACUCUUCCAAGGAUACAGGAAGCGCAGAACUUUCUCCCGAGGUCAAGAAAUCGGUCAUGGAUGUCGUGCAGUCUGCUUACCCACCAGAAUUCCUCAACCGUAUUGAUGAGUUCAUCAUUUUCAAGAGACUGUCCCGCGAAGCUUUGAGAGACAUUGUUGACAUCAGAAUCAAGGAGCUCCAAUCGAGACUUGAUGAUCGACGUAUGGUUCUCAAGGUCGACAAUGAGAUUAAGGACUGGCUCUGCGAGAAGGGUUAUGACCCCAAGUAUGGUGCUCGUCCUCUGAACCGUCUCAUUGCCAAGGAAAUUGGCAAUAGAUUGGCCGAUAAGAUCAUCCGUGGCGAGGUCACGGCUGGCCAGACUGCCCGCGUUUCUUUCAAUGAAGAAAAGAAUGGGCUCAGCAUUUCUGCGGAGGCUGCUCCUGAAGCUAAAGCCGACAAUGCUUGAGCGAUGAUUAUCUCUUAACUCAUGUUGAUCAUGAUGUAUGCUUAUUGGCGCAAGGUUGGCUGG